UCCAUCCGCGCUCAACCACCUCAAUCCAUGAUCCAUCUAAACUUAAAUAGCCAAGCAAGGCAUAAGCUAGGUUUAACCCUUCCUGUUUGAGAUUCAAGCGUCUGGAUUUGUGUCUUUUAGUUUAGCAGCAUGUUACGCAGCGCUGCACUAGGACUUAAAUUUGGGUUGCUGCUAGCGACAAUCAUGGUGAGCUCCGCCAUGGCUGAUUCUGAUCAAGACAAAGAGGAGUGCACACAGCAACUGGUAGCACUAGCCACAUGUCUGCCUUAUGUCGGGGGAGAUGCCAAAGCUCCAACACCAGACUGCUGCAGUGGUCUUAAGCAAGUUCUCAAUAACAACAAGAAGUGUUUGUGCGUUAUAAUUAAAGAUAGAAAUGACCCUGACCUAGGUCUGAAUAUCAAUGUUACACUUGCUUUGGCUUUGCCUUCUGUUUGCAAUGCACCUGCUAAUGUUUCCAAGUGUCCUGAGCUUUUACACAUGGAUCCCAAUUCCCGAGAAGCUCAAGUUUUCUAUCAGCUUUCCAAGAGUUCCAAUGGUGGUGCCAACAACCCUGCUCCUAGUCCCACAGGAAAUUCCAUAAGUUCUAAAAGCGAGGGAGCAAAUAUUCCACAGAAGGGAGAUGGGUGUUGCAGUACUGGAAAGAGAUGGUUAAGAUUGGAGACUAUUACCGGAUGGACACUGCUUUGGAAUUUCGUGGGUUCCUAUUUGUUCAUAUAAAGACACACGCCAAACCGAGAUUAAUAUUGUUCAGUUCUCUCAAGGAGCUGUCUAGUUGAUUAAUUAUAUGUGCUGCUAGUAUUAUUUAUCUUUUGAGUGA
Molecule: messenger RNA, 817 nt
Organism: Theobroma cacao (cacao)
Lineage: Eukaryota; Viridiplantae; Streptophyta; Magnoliopsida; Malvales; Malvaceae
Product: non-specific lipid transfer protein GPI-anchored 14-like
Biological process (GO): lipid transport
Molecular function (GO): lipid binding
Source: RefSeq, a predicted model, not a curated record